UACGAAGAUUCAUUGAAGGCAACAUAAAACUACCGCUUCUGGCCCUCAAAGCGGCCGUUGCUGAGUUCUGUGCUGCAGGUCCGAGUCCUGCUGCCUUCCCGGAUUUGCCCACCUUGUUGCUGUUUGACCUGUCGAAUGGUCCGGCUUUGACACACACACACACACACUGAUACUAAACACUGAGCUCACUGAGCUCCCUGCACAGUCCCUCUUUUUCCCCCCAGGACCUCUGCAUGUCUAAUAUUUAGACAUGUUCAGCUACCUGGAUUCAAGGACUCUACUGCUACUUGCAGCCACCCAGGUCUGCUUUUUAGCCCUGGUCAGAUGUCAGGAGGACGGCAACCAGGACGCCUUUAGCUGUACGCAAGACGGCGAGCGCUAUAGCGACAAAGACGUGUGGAAGCCCGAGCCGUGUCGCAUCUGCGUGUGCGACACGGGGACCGUCUUGUGUGACGAGAUUGUCUGCGAGGAGCUCAGAGACUGCCCCAAACCUGAAAUCCCCUUUGGAGAGUGUUGCCCCAUCUGCGCCGCCGACCCAUCGCCGCCAAUUGGAACACCAGGAUCUAAGGGCCAAAAAGGUGAACCCGGAGAUAUCACUGAUGUUGUAGGACCAAGAGGACCAUCUGGCCCAAUGGGCCCCCCAGGAGAGCAGGGACACAGAGGACCCCGAGGGGAAAAGGGAGAGAGGGGAACCACCGGUCCCCGUGGCAGAGAUGGCGAGCCUGGAACCCCCGGAAACCCUGGACCCCCUGGACCUCCAGGACCAAACGGACCCCCUGGCCUUGGCGGGAACUUUGCUGCUCAGAUGGCAGGCGGCUUUGACGAGAAGGCUGGCGGCGGAGCUCAGAUGGGCGUGAUGCAAGGACCCAUGGGCCCAAUGGGUCCCAGAGGAGCACCUGGCCCCACCGGAGCUCCUGGCCCUCAAGGUUUCCAAGGCAGUCCGGGAGAGGCUGGAGAGUCUGGACAAGCUGGCCCCUCGGGACCCCGUGGACCCCCGGGACCUUCUGGGAAACCUGGAGAUGAUGGCGAGCCUGGCAAAUCCGGAAAAUCUGGCGAACGUGGACCUUCAGGACCUCAGGGAGCUCGUGGAUUCCCAGGAACUCCCGGCCUGCCAGGCAUCAAAGGACACAGAGGUUAUCCAGGUCUGGAUGGCACCAAGGGAGAGACGGGAGCUCUUGGAUCCAAGGGAGAAUCUGGUGCUCCAGGAGAGAAUGGAGCCCCUGGACCCAUGGGACCUCGGGGUUUGCCCGGUGAGAGAGGUCGCCCUGGACCCAGCGGCGUGGCUGGUGCUCGUGGCAAUGAUGGUUUGUCCGGCCCUGCUGGUCCCCCGGGACCUGUUGGUCCUUCUGGAGCUCCGGGCUUCCCAGGCUCUCCUGGUGCAAAGGGAGAAGCUGGUCCGACUGGAGCUCGUGGCCCCGAGGGUGCUCAGGGACCCCGUGGAGAGUCCGGCACUCCCGGCUCAUCUGGACCUUCUGGCGCUUCCGGAAACCCAGGUACUGAUGGCAUCCCUGGAGCCAAAGGAUCCUCUGGUGCUCCCGGUAUCGCCGGAGCUCCGGGUUUCCCCGGACCCCGUGGUCCUCCCGGGCCUCAGGGAGCGACCGGACCUCUCGGGCCCAAAGGAACAUCUGGAGACCCUGGUAUCACAGGAUUUAAGGGAGAGGCGGGACCUAAAGGAGAGUUUGGGCCAGCAGGUCUUCAGGGAGCCGUCGGCCCCCAGGGCGAAGAGGGUAAGAGAGGACCCAGAGGCGAGGCCGGUGCCGCUGGACCACUUGGACCUCCAGGAGAGAGGGGAGCUCCUGGUAACCGUGGUUUCCCAGGUCAAGAUGGUCUGGCUGGUCCCAAGGGUGCCCCUGGUGAGCGCGGACCCUCUGGCGCCAGCGGGCCCAAAGGUGCUGGCGGCGACCCAGGCCGUCCCGGAGAGUCCGGUCUGCCGGGUGCUAGAGGUCUUACCGGACGUCCCGGUGAUGCUGGACCUCAAGGCAAAGUGGGACCUUCUGGAGCGUCUGGUGAGGACGGCCGCCCAGGACCCCCAGGGCCACAGGGCGCCCGUGGACAGCCUGGCGUCAUGGGAUUCCCUGGACCAAAGGGAGCGACUGGUGAGCCUGGCAAGUCUGGGGAGAAAGGACUUGGUGGAGCUCAUGGUCUGAGAGGUCUACCUGGCAAAGAUGGAGAAACCGGUGCUGCUGGACCCCCCGGACCUGCUGGUCCUGCUGGCGAGAGAGGGGAACAAGGGCAGCCUGGGCCCUCUGGUUUCCAGGGUCUGCCCGGCCCCCCCGGUCCUCCAGGUGAGGGAGGCAAGCCUGGAGAUCAGGGUGUUCCUGGAGAGGGUGGAGCUGCCGGUGCCACUGGACCCAGAGGAGAGCGAGGUUUUCCUGGAGAGAGAGGAGGUGCCGGUCCUCAGGGUCUGCAGGGACCCAGAGGUCUGCCCGGAACUCCUGGAACUGAUGGAGCCAAGGGAGCUAUUGGACCCGCUGGUGGUGCUGGAUCUCAGGGACCGCCUGGUCUGCAGGGUAUGCCUGGAGAGAGAGGAGGCUCUGGUAUCCCUGGACCGAAAGGAGAUAGAGGUGACCUUGGGGAGAAAGGACCUGAGGGUGCUGCAGGAAAAGAUGGCGGCAGGGGUCUUACUGGUCCCAUCGGCCCUCCUGGUCCUGGUGGCCCAAAUGGAGAGAAGGGUGAAUCAGGUCCUGCUGGUCCUUCUGGAGCUGCUGGUACUCGUGGUGCUCCUGGUGACCGAGGUGAGACCGGACCCCCUGGGCCUGCUGGCUUUGCUGGACCACCAGGUGCUGACGGCCAACCUGGACUCAAGGGAGACCAGGGAGAAUCCGGGCAGAAGGGUGACGCCGGUGCCCCCGGACCUCAAGGACCAUCUGGUGCUCCUGGGCCUGCUGGUCCGACUGGAGUUUCUGGACCUAAGGGUGCACGCGGUGCUCAAGGACCUUCUGGCGCCACUGGUUUCCCUGGAGCCGCUGGCCGUGUUGGACCCCCCGGGCCCAAUGGUAAUCCUGGACCUGCUGGUCCCGCCGGCCCCUCCGGCAAAGAUGGACCCAAAGGCGUGAGGGGAGACGGUGGCCCCCCUGGCAGACAAGGUGAUGCUGGGCUUCGUGGUCCCGCUGGAACCUCCGGAGAGAAGGGAGACCCCGGAGAGGACGGCCCCCCUGGUGCUUUAGGUCCUUCCGGUCCUCAGGGUUUGGGCGGCCAGCGUGGAAUUGUGGGUCUUCCUGGACAGCGAGGUGAACGAGGUUUCCCCGGCCUGCCUGGACCUUCUGGUGAGCCUGGAAAGCAAGGUGCUCCUGGUGGGGGCGGAGACCGCGGACCCCCCGGACCGGUUGGACCACCCGGACUCACUGGACCUUCAGGAGAGCCAGGCAGAGAGGGCAACGCUGGAUCUGAUGGACCUCCUGGUAGAGACGGUUCUCCUGGAAUCAAGGGUGACCGUGGUAACACAGGUCCUGUUGGUGCCCCCGGUGCUCCAGGAGCCCCUGGUGCCUCCGGCCCAGUUGGUCCUACUGGAAAACAAGGAGACCGAGGAGAGGCUGGGGCACAAGGACCUGCUGGGUCUCCUGGACCUGCUGGAGCCAGAGGAAUGCCCGGACCCCAAGGACCCCGGGGGGAUAAGGGUGAGGGCGGAGAGUCCGGUGAGAGAGGACAGAAGGGACACCGAGGUUUCACCGGUCUUCAGGGUCUUCCCGGACCUCCAGGUCAAUCUGGGGACCAGGGUGCUACUGGACCUUCUGGACCUUCUGGACAAAGAGGACCACCAGGACCUAUUGGACCAGCUGGAAAGGACGGUUCAAACGGUCUGCCCGGACCCAUCGGACCCCCUGGACCACGUGGUCGCGGUGGAGAUACCGGUCCCUCUGGUCCUCCUGGAAACCCCGGACUCCCCGGUCCACCCGGCCCCCCCGGCCCCGGCAUCGACAUGUCCGCUUUCGCCGGCUUGGGUCAGACAGAGAAGUCCCCCGAUCCUCUCCGGUACAUGAGAGCCGACCAGGCCUCCGGAAACCUGCGGCAGCACGACGCCGAGGUGGACGCCACGCUCAAAUCCCUCAACAACCAGAUCGAGAACAUCCGCAGCCCGGAAGGUUCCAAGAAGAACCCGGCUCGCACCUGUCGGGACCUCAAGCUCUGCCAUCCUGACUGGAAGAGCGGAGAGUACUGGAUCGACCCCAACCAGGGCUGCACCGUGGACGCCAUCAAGGUCUUCUGCAACAUGGAGACGGGCGAGUCCUGUGUCCGCCCUAAACCUUCCAGCAUUCCUCGCAAGAACUGGUGGUUCAGCAAGAGCAAGGACCGCAAACACGUUUGGUUUGGAGAGACCAUGAAUGGAGGAUUCCACUUCAACUACGGCGACGACAACCUGGCGCCCAACACGGCCGCCAUCCAGAUGACCUUCCUGAGGCUGCUGUCCACCGAGGCCUCCCAGAACCUGACCUACCACUGCAAGAACAGCAUCGCCUACAUGGACGCGGCUGCGGGCAACCUGAAGAAGGCCAUGCUGCUGCAGGGCUCCAACGACGUGGAGAUCCGUGCCGAGGGCAACAGCCGCUUCACGUACAGCGUGAUGGAGGACGGCUGCACGAGACACACAGGCAAGUGGGGCAAGACAGUGGUGGAGUACCGAUCGCAGAAGACCUCUCGCCUGCCCAUCGUGGACAUCGCCCCCAUGGACAUCGGAGGAGCCGACCAAGAGUUCGGCGUGGAAGUGGGCGCCGUCUGCUUCUUGUAGAAGAACACAGGACGGAGAAGCAACGAGGCGCAAAAUAGGAGAAAAAAUCAAGACACUUUUUUAGAAAAAAAUAAUAAUUUUUAUGGAAACAGGACUUAUUCCCCCCCCAAGCCCUCCCAGGUGGACUCAGUAGGAUUCUGCACUGACCAGCAUCUCAGCCUCCAGGCCCGACAGGAAGUACAAAGCAGGCAAGACGAGCGAGGAAAACUUCAUGCGUCGACGUGCUAUUUAUUUAUUGUUUCUGUCGGGCUCACCCCGCCGUAAAAAGCUCACUUAGGAAAGAAAAAAAAAAAACACCUUUUCUUCCCUCUCUUCCUUCUGCCCGCUUUUCGCCUCCAUGUUAAUGAUCCGGGAUUACAGCGUAUGCUAAAAUGGUGCUAAAUAUACAUAUAUAUUUUUUCUUUUCAUUGACCAGGUGCUAACUUUGUGUUUUAGCCACGCCCUCCUUUGCUCAACAUAAUAAAAAAAUCACUUUACAUUUUUUGUCAAAGCUACCUCACAGCGCACACAAAAGUAAAUAAAUCUAAAGAUUAAAUGCAGCUCUGUGACCUUUGACCCUCCCAUGCUCGCCCCUUACAUUAGGGACCCCCUGCCCCCCUCCACCCUAGCCCCCUACCAGAGGGCCAGAGGUUGUGUAUAUUUUUUAUGAUGAUGAAUAAUAGUGUUAUUAUUGAUAAUAGCGUCAUUAUAUUAAUAUUAUGAUCAUGACUUGUCUUUUUGUUACGUUUUUAAUUAAGUGUAAAUUGGAAAAUAAAAGAGAAAACCAAGCGACCAGGCUGAUGUUGUGUUUCAUGUAAAGAAGAUUUCAAGCUGAGAGGAAGACCGAGUCCUCACCUUGUACGUCCUCGUUUUAUUUCCUCACUCCAAGAGAAAUAAAAGUCACAAGCAUUCCA
Nerophis ophidion (straightnose pipefish) is the source of this 5619-nucleotide messenger RNA. RefSeq names its product collagen, type II, alpha 1b (gene col2a1b). The transcript has 54 exons. Bases 251 to 4726 code for a protein of 1491 amino acids. Lineage: Eukaryota; Metazoa; Chordata; Actinopteri; Syngnathiformes; Syngnathidae. The record is from RefSeq and is a predicted model, not a curated record. Gene Ontology annotation, cellular component: collagen type II trimer. Gene Ontology annotation, molecular function: protein binding; extracellular matrix structural constituent.